Bombus pascuorum is the source of this 7055-nucleotide messenger RNA. RefSeq names its product heparan sulfate glucosamine 3-O-sulfotransferase 5 (gene Hs3st-A). Lineage: Eukaryota; Metazoa; Arthropoda; Insecta; Hymenoptera; Apidae. The record is from RefSeq and is a predicted model, not a curated record. The coding region runs from base 735 to 1883 and encodes 382 amino acids. The transcript is spliced from 6 exons. Gene Ontology annotation, molecular function: [heparan sulfate]-glucosamine 3-sulfotransferase activity.
GGCAAAGUAGGGGAAGAAGUAGCGAGGGUUUACGGUGGAGCAGAUAGGUGUCGCGUAGCCGUGGAGGGGAUGACGGGUGCGUGCGAGCGCACGAGCCCGCCAGUUCUUCGGUGAGGCUCGAAGAGGUCAGGUCGAUUCUUGUCACUACUCCGCUCUAGGAAAACGCGACUCGUUUUGACACACGUACACACAGGUGCACAGCACGGUUCUUGUCCUUCGACUUGGUUGGUGUCGGUGCUCUCGGUGAAACGCGGUCGAGACGUGUCAACGCUGUUCUCGUUGCGUCGUCGCAUGUUCGCGCUGAUCCGUCGUGUGCAAGGGCGAGUCGUUCUCUCGUGAUCUUUGAUCGUUGUUGUUGUGGCUGGGCUGUUUCUCCGGGGCCAAAUGCGAACAGGUAGAAGAUACAUUCAUCGAUGAAAGAAGAACGAGAGCAGAGGUUAUGACGACUGUCAUCGAGUGGAUUAUCGUCACUGCCGUUACAGUAUUGGAGAGAUAAGCAACCACUGUGUGUGCGUCCGCGGCCUAGUGACCUGACCUUGAGUCGGCCCGACCAGGUGUCUUGGUAAACCAGCGAGGCAGCUGAUUCCCGUGACUGGGUCUCGGAUAAAUAACAUUUCUGGGUAUAAAAAUCAGCUUGCAUGGACCUUGACUAGCCGGCCUUAAUGCGAGGACUGCAGGCAUUCAGUGCACCGAGAGAGGAAUCCUCAAGAAUGUGAACAAAUAAACGAACGCAAAUGCCCAACAAGGCACGGCCUCGUCGAGAGUGGUCUCCCCAGUCCCCUAUAGAUGUAUUGUGGAUGUCCCGCUCUGCCAUGAGGCCGGCCGAGGGCGACACAUCGGACUGCAUCCUGGUGGUUGGCAUAUCCAGACCGAAAAUGGCCGCUGCCUUCCUCACCGUUGUCCUACUUUCCCUCUUUCUGACCUUCCACAUUCUGUACGAUAGCGCGGUAUACAGUCUUCACGCAGCCUCCGCCGUCGAGGGUCGUACCGUCGAACUCGUCUCCCAAGUCCGCGCCACACCGCCUUUGCUCUUCUCCAACAAGGUGCACUUCCCACGCACCAGCCGUCAUCUACCUCAGGCGAUCAUCAUCGGCGUACGAAAAUGUGGCACCAGGGCGCUCCUCGAGAUGCUCUUCCUUCACCCGCAAAUCCAGAAAGCCGCUGGCGAGGUACAUUUCUUCGACCGCGACGAUAAUUACGGAAAAGGCCUCGAGUGGUAUCGACGCAAGAUGCCUUAUUCCUUCAGGGGCCAAAUCACCAUCGAGAAAAGUCCCAGCUAUUUCGUCACGCCAGAGGUACCUGAAAGAAUCCGCGCGAUGAACGCGAGCGUGAAGCUGCUGCUGAUAGUGCGAGAACCAGUGACCAGAGCGAUAUCCGACUACACUCAGCUGCGGACGCACGCCGCGACCGCCUCGACCCUGACGAAUGGAACACCACGAAGCAUCCAGCAACAGCAGGCGGCGCGUAGCUUCGAGGAACUGGUGAUACGACCGGACGGUAGCAUCAACGAGUCGUACAGGCCAGUAGCGAUUUCCCUGUACCACACGUACAUGCAUAGGUGGCUGGAGGUGUUCUCCAGGGAGCAGAUCCUUAUAGUGAACGGUGACCAAUUGAUCGAGGACCCGGUGCCUCAGUUGCGCAGGAUCGAGAAUUUCCUCGGAUUGGAGCCACGGAUCGGCAGGCACAAUUUCUACUUCAACCACACGAAAGGCUUCUACUGUCUGCGCAAUGAGACGUCGGAGAAAUGUCUGAAGGAGAGCAAAGGCAGACGACAUCCACGCGUUAGUCCCGUGGUGGUCACCAAGCUAAGGAAGUUCUUCAACGAACACAAUCAACGAUUCUACGAGCUCGUAGGGGAAGAUCUCGGCUGGCCUGAGGAAUAGCCGUCGUAGAGAAGCGGUUCGAUCGCUGUGUCAUAGAUGCGGGUAGCCACGCGAGAAAGUCCAAAAUUCGCGAAGAAGCUGCUUUAUUUUUUCUAAACGUUAAAGUAUGGCGCAGCUGGUACUGACGCGGUACAAUUCUUCUUUUUUUUUCUUCUAGUUCGCGUCGAUCGAAUUUUAAGAAUGGAUAUCACGAAGAUCCCUCGAUAUGGAACGAAAUCUGGACGCGGAACGACUGUCCGCAAGCGGAAUGAAGGAGCGGAUCAGCUACAGAGAAUAGGUUCGUUCCGCGGGAACUCGGCUGGUCCGAGAGAACUUCUUAACAAAGCGAACGCGAGCGAGGUUUCUGCGCUUGACGCGGUUAAAGGAAUCUUGUAAUUGCUACGGAGUACCUCGAAAAUCUUGAUCCACGGGGAUUACGCGAGGAAGUUGGUCGAAAUUAGCGGAAACAUCGUCCAGGGAACCGAGGGCAAAUUAAGCAACGCCGGCCCUGUGAAAGAAGACAACAUCGCGGAAUUGAACGGCGAAUCAAGCGAACAUUUCGUGCCACAAAGGACGAAGGCAUCUUCGUGAUUCGAAUUCAUUAAUAGGAAUAUUCGAGCUUUUGAAGACUAAUUAGGAUCGCCUUUGGUUCGAGAAAUUACGCAACAAAGUUACCUGCAAGUGCAUCGUUGUCGUCUGAUAUUACUUCGUUGGAUAUUUGAAAAUUCUUCGGGAGCAGCAGUUUCGCCUGGCGCUUCUCGUCGCGGGAAGAAUCGAGGCUGAUCAGGAUAAGUACCUUUUAUAUUUUAUGAUUAGCCGUAACAUCGAAAACGGGUAACGCGUCGAUGGUUAAAUAUAAUUCAACGAUUUAGGAACUGUCGAUGUGCUCGAAUUCCAAAGAUCGGUAAUCGUAGAAAAACCGAAUAGAAAUUUUUCAUUUCAAAAAUUCUAAUUACUCCGGAAUAUUAUUAAAAGAAAAAGGUACCUACGAAACGCGUUUCUCGUUCGUCAAAGAUUUAAUACUCGAUUAUCGUCUUGUUAACAGCGCGAGGUAUAAUAAAACGAGUUCCUUUGGCAGGGAAGAAAGGAGAGAGUGCGAUUCGUUUUCUGAAAAAAGUGCAACAUUUCUGUUGCCGUCUCUUCGAAGAGGAGGCCGGAGCACGCGAACUCGAGUGAACAUCGAAGAGCCCGUGGCAAUGAGUCAAGCCAUUAAAUCGAGUGCAUGCAAUUUAAUGGAUAUAUGCUCCGGCCAGGACUCUUCAUUAUUAUCGGAGAUCCUGAGCCCCUCUCGUGUUCGCGUUUCAGCCGUUCGUCCUUGCGUGCUAAUUGCUUCGAGUUGUCGCUUCGUAGCGCCGACGAGACCGAUUUCUGCAUCUCGAUCGAUGCUCCGUCGUAAAACAAGUUUCAUUCUCGUACAGUGUUGCGGUUAACGCGUCGUUGAUACAAUAGAAAUAUCGAUUAGGAAAAUACGAAAAUACAAGCAAAUUACGAACAGCUUUCGGAUCACAAAGUAGAUAUAAAAAAUCGAGUCUAUCUCAGGGAAUCAGCUAAUUAUUCGAACUGCGUCGUAUGUUCCCGACAAUAGCCACCACUCACCGAAGACAGAAAUAUCCGUAAUUUCUAUCGAACAAGAUAAAAGGAUUCGUUCAGCGAGAAAUACCUACGAUCGUUCAACGAUACUUAACGCACACACAGUUUAAUUCACCAACGAUAAACGAACAUGCAACGCAGUCUGAAACUUCAUAUUUAUUUCCAUGAUAUAAAAUAUCCGAACUCUUCGCGCUACACCGUGCGAAUUUGCUUAACGCGUCUAUCGACAAAUUAUAUUUAUUACGAAACAAUUUAUUAUAAAAGAAAUAUAAACGAGAUACAAAACGUAGUUAUAGGAGCGCGUAACUUGGAAAUAUGGAACGUUAGAGACAUUUAAAAGAAGCUUGUAGAAAAAUGACUCGCGCCAAGUCAGUUUAACGAUGCGUGAUCCGAUAGGCAUCCGAUUAACUCGACGGCCGAAGAUGAUCGGCAGGCGUGGAAUUGAUUAAACGUUCGUCGUGGAAAGGGUAACGAGAUGAUCGAGGCGGACGAAGAAAAUUAGCCAGGCAGCGCGUGCGAAAUCGAUCGGGCAACGUCUGGCCGUGUGAAAGCUGGGCAAAUCGUCGGCAGAAAUAUCAGGGGUUGAAUAGCGUGGAACAUCGGGCAACGAUCCUCGAUAUCAGUCACGGCCACGUGUAUCCCAGAGGAGCGGCCUAUCGCAACCGAAACGUGGAAGAGUAGACUCCGGAUGGGUCGUUACUCAGAGGGGCUGGAUAUCUGUCCGUCGAUUCUCGGUGGCGAACGAACGAAUUCGAGCACAUUGUACCUGGUGGCGCGGCUCUGCUCGACUCAGCUCGGCUUGGCGCGCCCGUCUAUUUGGGUCGAUCGAUCUCCGGUAAGAGAGCAGAAUGAUCCAUCGAUGCUGUUACCCGUUCCUCCGCGUGGCUGCGCGCAAGACCGCACGUCUUGUUCCAUCGUACAUUCACCUGCAUACACUCGCACACAUAUGUAUCGUACACGUACACGUACAGGAAAAGGGAACUCACGCGCGCGUACACACACACACACAUACGUACGUAGGUACGUGUUUACGUGUAUAGGUAACUAGAGACAACGGAGACGGACAGACGAACGGGACGGACAGACACUGUUCACAGGAAGUAACGCCGGCCAAAAUAAAGUAGAGGCGAGAGUCCGAUGGAACGAUCGGUUUCAGGAGGAUGAGCUUCCUGAAGCUUCAGCGACUCGUUUCGCGGGCCCCGUCGCCAUGGAUCACAUUGGUCCGUGAGUUUACAUAUCAUAUAGGGUUAACUAGUUGAUAUUACAGAAGAUUUAAUAUUUUUAUAAUCCACAUUGGAAGUUGUUAUAUCGAGUCGUUAAGCUUAUUGUGUACAGGAGGAGAGCCACCCGUCUGCAUAGGAACAAUGGGAUUUUAGAGAAGAAAGAGAGCUCUCUGUGAUCUUGGGUUUCGUCGCUCCGUCUAAUCUGUUAAUCGAUCGCGUUCGUUUCAUAUAUCGCGAGGGAGAAUAUCGUAAUUUUCUUUCGCCGCACGUGGUGCACGACUCGCCGAAUGAAUUAGGGGGAUGAAAGGAGGAUCGUUUGGCGAGCAACGCCGAGCCGUUCUGCUUCGGCAGCCAGAAAGGCUUCAACAGGAGGAGGAGUUGGUUAAAGCUGUAAUUUUUUAUACGUGUUACUAUUAUACCGUGAAAUGUUGGCGAAUUUCAUUCGUACCGCGAUGCAACCAUAUCAUUUUUAUUACUAUUUGACGUAGUAAGAUACAUUACGUCGGAAUAAACAAAAGUUAAACAUAUCAUUAGAAUUAAGAAAUAAUUGGUAAUUACUAAUCGUCGAUGUUCGAAUUGGAUAUUGAUUGCGAUGUUUAAAUCGGUUAUUUAAGAAGUUUCUAUAAGAAGGAGUAAAUAGAAUAUUCUUAAAAUCGUAAAUCGAAGUUGUCUGUGAGGAAUUAUUAUUGAGGAAUUCAAUACCAGCGAUUCUUGAUCAUUGUCGUCGUAAGAUGGAACGAAAUAAAGUUUCGAACAAUUCAAAAUUGACACGUACUUGCGAAGCAAGCUUUCACGUUCACUCGUAUCACAUUUUAUUAAUUGCAUAAGUUAAAGGGUAGUUAAUUUGACUAAAAGCUCGAAGCUCGAUAUGAAAUCACAGAGAGAAUUAAAAUUUGCAAAUUGAUCGACAUUUUCGUUGCUUCUACUUUUUCGAGUACCUACUCUUUACUUUAAUACAUGCACACAUAUAUUUGAUUCGUAUAAAAACUAGGACGUAAGCGCGAAACGAAUACAUAUCAGAAAAUUGUGAUAAGGAGACGUAUAUAUAAAUUUUUAUAAGGUAUAUGUUUAGGCGAUUUAUUAAAAUAAUGGUGGAAUUAAAAGAUGGAAAAAAUUAUCGUUAAUUGAAGAAAGAAUAGCGUGACAAAUUUUCAUAUCCUGUAUUUUUCGAAAAGACACGACAAAUUUAGUAUAUUUUGAACGUUCACCGAAUUAAAUAAUAGUCGUUAAAUCACUUUGAUUUGUAGAUACGAAACGAUAUUAUUCUAUAAACAAUGAUUCAAAUAUUGAUACUUUUUAGUAUAUUUGUAACGUUCACUGAAUUAAAUAGUAAACGUUAAAUCAUUUUGAUUUAUGGAUACCGAAAUAUAUUACCCGGUGAACAAUGAUUCAAAUAUUGAUACUCGAAUUUAAUAACGCGAUAUAUACGCUUUACACUUAGACUGGCUGUUUUAUUCCCCUCAUUAUACAAUGGUACCAAAAAUCUCUCCAUAUUGUUUAUCCGAUCUUUUGUACGCUUCCUUGCGCGUAGAAUAUUAAACCAAAAUUAAAAGAUCCAAAAGAGACGAUCCUAAAUUUUGUUUAAAAUAUGCAGAAGAUAUGAAAAGAAGUGAGUUUUUCAUCUUAAGCCAUAUAAUUGUGAAGAAUUUUUCAGGGCUUAACAAAUAAAAGAGAAUUCAUCCUGGGAGUUUACCUCUUGCGAAUCCUUAUUUUAAAAUUUAAAUACGAUCGAUCCAACGAUCGAUCCGAGUCAUCGUAUCGUUAGUACGUGACGUCAUGGAAGAAAAAUCCUGAAGGAAUCUAAGGAGUGCGUGUCACGGUUGACCUAAAAUCGACCUAAAGCUAAACGAAAUCCUACAGAUAGCCUGUUGAUGUUCGUAUUCGUCGUAAUAAAGCUUGUAUCGCACACCCUAUGUAAACCUAUUCCAAUAUCCAAGGUUCCAGAUUGAAGCAAGGAUAUCAACAGCGGAGAAAAAGAGAAAAGGGAGCAAAGAAAUAGGAAGGGGUUCCUAUAUAUCACGUGAAGAUAAAAGUUCGCGAUAAAAUUGACCAUUUGUUUCUGAAGAAAAAAGAAGAGAGAACCCGGCGCGAAGAUUCCAUCGAUCGCUCCUGGGGACCCGUGACGCCUCGAUGAACGAACCUGGAAUGCGUAUAAUAGUCAGAGAAAAUUGCUCGGAAAUCUUUCAAUACGUUCUCUUCCGUGCUACGUCGUCCACUGGCCAUUUGUACCGAAUUCGCGACAAAAAUAGAGAUCCCGUUAUACUUCGAAUUGGAUUUUUCGACAGUGAGAAACAAGAUUUUUCUGAACGCAGUGCAAUUUUAUAAAUUGGAGAUUUAUAACCCUUGACAAAAAGUACUUAUAUACGACUAGCCUUUUUGG